UUUGUACCCAUAUACUAUUUGUCGUACAACAUGCUAUUUAUUUGACUCUUGCAUUGUUAUCAUCAAACAAGUUACAAAAGUUGCAAACCCUGUCAAAUCCACUCACCUUGAAACACCAUACACCCAUACACACCAUACACCCAUUCCUGAGAUAAACACCAUACACCCAUUCGUGAGAUGUCGGAACCAGACACACACAUGCGAACUCGAACUCCAACAAGGUUUUUCACAUCCUUCUUGGCUAUAGUUCUUCCAGUUUUUGUUGCGGCAGCUGUUCUCUACCGGCUCGACCCAUUCGAACCGGCUCAUAUACCUCUCAACGAAGUGAACCGAUCAAUGUUGAACGCUCCGUUAACUAAUAACCGCAUGCGAAUAGGAUCUGAUGACCUAGCAAAGGGACAAGUUGUUGGACCUGAAGACUUGGUGUACGAUACUGCUAUGGGUCUCGUUUAUACUGGAUGUGCAGAUGGGUGGGUUAAGCGAAUUACUGUGAAUGAAUCGGUGGUUGACUCAGUGGUUGAGAACUGGAUCAACACCGGUGGAAGACCACUUGGGCUGGCUUUGGAGAAAACCGGUGAGCUCAUUGUUGCCGACGCCGAUAUGGGAUUGCUACGAGUAACAAGAGAAAAGAAGAUUGAGUUGCUUGUGAAUGAGGUUGAGGGCUUAAAAUUCAAAUUAACAGAUGGUGUUGAUGUAGCACAUGAUGGCACUAUUUAUUUCACCGAUGCUUCACACAAAUACUCAGUCAAGGAUUCUCUCCUAGAUAUAUUUGAAGGAAAACCUAAUGGUAGGUUUUUGAGCUAUGAUCCAUCAACAAAAGAGACAACCCUACUACUUAGUGACCUCUAUUUUCCUAAUGGAGUUGUUGUCUCACCAGAUCAACAAUAUGUGGUUUUCUGCGAAACUGUCAUGAUGAAUUGCAAGAAAUAUUACAUACAAGGCCCAAAAAAAGGAAAAACAGAAAAGUUUUGUGACCUUCCUGGGAUGCCUGAUAAUAUUCAUUAUGAUGGACAUGGCAAAUAUUGGAUUGGAAUAGCCACGGCUAUUUCUCCUGAACUUGAUAUACUACUGAAAUAUCCUUUUAUUAGAAAAGUUUUGGCAAUCAUCACAAAACAAGUUCCAAGUUUGAGUUUCGCAAAGAACGGUGGAGUUAUAGCUAUGGACUUGGAAGGAAAACCAAUUACACACUAUUAUGAUUCCAGAUUGUCAUUAACCAGUGGGAUUAAGAUUAGAAAUCACAUAUAUUGUGGUUCUCUUUCAUAUCCUUUUAUCAUACGCCUUGAUGUUGACCAAUACCCUGCUAUCCCUACAAUUUAAAAAACUAGAACAUUUCUCAUAGGACUAUGAUGUACAAAUAAAUAUCAAGUGUUUGCAUAAGGUCAUGUGAGUUUCAUAAAUACAAAUGCUUGAUGAACUUUGGAAUUGGUCAAUUAUACUCAUUACAAUUGAGAUAUAAUUUCAGGAAGAGUAUAGCUCAUUUCGAGAAAAUGUUUCUUGAACCUGAGCCACGUCAAUUUGGCAAUUUGUAUUUAAAUCAUGUUGUAUGAGUUUCGAUUUGGCCUCGGCAUCACUGAUCUUGUCUUGAAGAUUUACAAAUCUAUUUUUGUUUCAAA
Messenger RNA from Lathyrus oleraceus (garden pea), 1613 nucleotides. RefSeq names its product protein STRICTOSIDINE SYNTHASE-LIKE 5. Gene Ontology annotation, cellular component: endomembrane system. The coding region runs from base 178 to 1317 and encodes 379 amino acids. The transcript is spliced from 4 exons. Gene Ontology annotation, molecular function: hydrolase activity. The record is from RefSeq and is a predicted model, not a curated record. NCBI's taxonomy places the organism in Eukaryota, Viridiplantae, Streptophyta, Magnoliopsida, Fabales, Fabaceae.